UUUUCACCCCCAUUCAUUCAUUCAUUCUCAGCUGUCUUCUUUUUUCAACCACCUCGCUCUUUUGGCCGCCGAUUCUUCUGGUUGGAGUUUGGAACCAGGUUCCUUUUGCGGUGGCCAAUUAGCUGGUGCCGGACUGGUCUAGCCGCUUUAAUUGACAUUGGUGGCCGCGUUGAGUUGCAUUUUUCACCUUUGAGUAAUGAGGAGUAGGCUGUGAAACUGUGAAGUUUGUGUGUGAGAAGUAAACCGUGAGAAAAGAAGCAGGCAGAAAAAUGCCCGGUGAUAAUCCGGCCGAAGGUGAACCGCUGGUGGCCGCGCCAGCGGGCGAUGGUCAGCAGGUGGCGGAUGCGGCAGCCGCUAAUCGGCAGCCGUCCCGGAUGGAGUCGUUCUUUGCGAUUACCAAGUCGCUGAUUUUGCGGGCGCUUGUGAUUUACUUCAUAUCGUCGUUCUUCCGGAAGCCGGCGCCGGACGCGCCGGUGAAUCAGGUUGGCGGGGACGCCAAGAGCCGGAUUACGGCGUGGAACCUGUUUGACAAUGGGACCAUGUUCGAUCUGUACGUGUAUGUUUCGGACGAUCCGGCGGUGGUGAACUUUAGCGACCCGAGCGCGCUGGUUUGGCUGCAGGAGGAUUUGAUGUACGGAGAUUGGUACGGCGGACGGGACGGGGACGGGAUAUUUACGAUCAACACGCAGAUUAAGGCGUCGGAGCGGUUGAUGAAUAAUGGGUCGAUCUUUCUGCACACGUACGUGACGCGGGCCGGGAAGAGUCCGAAUCCGGACGCGGGCGAGGAGUUUGCCGGGAAGUAUAUGGGUUACGCGAGCGGGAUGCUGAGCAAGUACAAGAAGAUAAAGCGAGUUAAGACGCACAAUCUGCUGGCCGGGGAGAAGGAAAAGUUUGAAAAGGAGCUGGACAAUGCGUUGGUCGAGGACCGGAUCGUGUCCCAUUGGCAUCCGAACUUGACGAUUAAUCUGGUGACGGAUCAGACGAACUGGGUGAAGGGGUCGGUUCCGCCUCCGCUGGACGAGUACAUCAAGUUCCUGCCGGGAGGUCAAACGUACCUGCCGAUUGUGUUCUACAACGACUACUGGAACAUGCUCCGGGAGUAUCAACCGAUCAACGAAACGACGCCGGUUCUGGAUCUGAACCUGAGCUAUCAACCGUUGUCGCUGUUCAAGUGGCAGCUGUACGCCGCCCAGGCCAUGCGCAACAAGUGGACCAACAACAUCUUCGGCGAAGCGCUCACGGGAGGUGGCCAGGAGUCGGACGAGGACCAGGACUCACUCAAGGAGACAUUGCUGGAGACGAAUCCGUACCUGCUUGGCAUCACGAUUGCCGUUUCGAUUCUUCACAGCAUCUUCGAGCUGCUCGCAUUCAAGAACGACAUUCAGUUCUGGAACAACCGGAAAUCGCUCGAGGGCCUGUCCGUCCGGUCCGUCUUCUUCAACGUGUUCCAAUCGCUGAUCGUCCUACUCUACGUUCUGGACAACGAAACCAACUUUAUGAUCAAAAUGAGCUGCUUCGUCGGACUCGGAAUCGAAGUCUGGAAGAUCCAGAAGGUCGUCAACAUCAGCAUCACCCGUGAGAACCUGCUGUUCGGAUUCCUGCCCCGAAUCACCUUCUCCGACAAGGGCUCGUACGUCGAUUCCAGCACCAAGCAGUACGACAAUCUGGCCUUCAAAUAUCUAAGCUGGCUGUGCUUCCCGCUGCUCGUGGCCUACGGAAUCUACUCCGUAAUCUACCAGGAUCACAAGGGCUGGUACUCGUUCAUCCUCAACAUGCUGUACGGCUUCCUGCUUACAUUCGGCUUCAUCAUGAUGACCCCGCAACUCUUCAUCAACUACAAGCUCAAAUCCGUCGCACAUCUCCCGUGGCGAAUGAUGUCCUACAAAUUCCUCAACACCUUCAUCGACGACAUCUUUGCGUUCGUCAUCAAAAUGCCCACCAUGUACCGGAUCGGGUGCUUCCGCGAUGACAUUGUCUUCUUCAUCUUCCUGUACCAGCGCUGGAUCUACAAGGUCGACUCGAAGCGCAUCAACGAGUUUGGCUUCUCGGCGGAGAUGCUCGAGGAGCAGCAGCUGGGCAAGCAAACGCCCGGCGGGGCCCUCACAGCGGCACCGGCAGCCGCGAACGCCGAAACUCAGAACAACUCGUCGGCGGCCUCGUCCGACGAAGCCAAGAGCCAACCGUCGUCGCCGAACGCCACCAAAAAGCGCAAGAAUCGCAAGUCCAAGGCCAACAAGCCGGCGGCGGAGAAGAAGGACGAUUAAGGGGGAAAGGGUUACUCACGUAAAUAUACUUGUAAGCAGAUUACUGUUAGAAACUACACACAUCUAUUCUAUUCGUAUUAAACAAUACACACACGAUACAACACAUACAACUACUGCUUAUUACUCUUUCAAGACGGACGACGACAAAAAUAUAUCAAAUUGAGACCAAAAACGCUCCACCCCAAAAUUCGGCAACGUGACGAACAAAAUUUAACCUCAUAAAAAAACUAACUAAUCACACAGAACUCCACGCUGCAGCUUUCGACGUGACGAACUAUUUAUGCAAAUACCAUUUAGCUGAAAAAGAAAAGAACGGCAUAAGAUACAAUCCCAUGUAGAGUGUAAAGUAAAAAUAAAAACAAACAACAAAUGAAAAUAAACAACUCAAGUGUAUGAAAAUCAAAA
Molecule: messenger RNA, 2669 nt
Organism: Culex pipiens pallens (northern house mosquito)
Lineage: Eukaryota; Metazoa; Arthropoda; Insecta; Diptera; Culicidae
Product: putative lipid scramblase CLPTM1
Exons: 3
Coding region: 270-2264 (664 amino acids)
Cellular component (GO): endomembrane system; membrane
Source: RefSeq, a predicted model, not a curated record